ACACUUGGCCAUCUGCUCCAAAACGCAGAAGUUCUCCACCGUUGGCAUCCGACGCUUCAUACUCCGGCCAACCACUCCGUGGCAACGAAUUAGGAUCUACCACGAAGUCCAGCAACCGAAAAUAUAUUGACUCGAUAGUUUAUCGUCACUACGAUAUGGCUUUGAGAACGAUGAACCCAAUUCGCUGGAAGUUGAGUCGGAAUGUUGACACCGCCAGUCACGUCUCCGCCACCAGUCAUGAAAAGCAUCACCGGAAGUUUGGAAUCCGCUGUAGCGUUGGCAGGGGUCCAGAUCGCAAGUGAAAGGCAGUCUUCGGCUGAGUUCUGUGCCACUUGUCCUGCCAGUAGAGAUUUGCCGUAGUUGACGAUGAGAUUUCCAGUUAUGUUCAACGCCCAAACGGUAGAAAUCGCGGAUACGUAUUGUGAGCAUGCUGGGCCGAAGACUGUCGAAUCAUGGUAUUCGGAAGAGUUGGCAAGAGGUUGGGGAGAUGUCCAUCGUUUUGUCCCAACGGGUGGCUACCGUAUCGCUUCGUUAGUCCAUUCUUAGUGGUCGGGAUAGAAUAUAUUUGGCUGAGCUGGG
Messenger RNA from Pseudocercospora fijiensis CIRAD86, 579 nucleotides. RefSeq lists its product as uncharacterized. The transcript has a single exon. The coding region runs from base 367 to 546 and encodes 59 amino acids. The record is from RefSeq and is a predicted model, not a curated record. Lineage: Eukaryota; Fungi; Ascomycota; Dothideomycetes; Mycosphaerellales; Mycosphaerellaceae.